CCCCACCACCACUAUAUAUGAACCCCUCCCUCCCUUCACUUGUUUCCCAACUUGUUUCCCUUCUUUUCUCCAUCAUUAUAAUAUAUAUAUAUAUUCCAAUUAAUUAUCUCUUCAUAUAUAUCAUCAUCCAUGGCUUGCUUAGACCUAAUUUCCAAUGAGGCUAACUUGAGAGAAGAAGAGGAAGAAAUAUGUACUCUUGAUGGAAGUGUUGAUAUGGAUGGGCGACCCGCAAUCCGAGAAAAAAGCGGACAAUGGGGCGCCGGAAUUGUGAUAUUGUUGAAUCAAGGUCUAGCUACUCUAGCAUUCUUUGGCGUCGGAGUGAACUUGGUGCUGUUCUUGACAAGGGUGUUGCAACAGAACAAUGCUGAUGCUGCUAAUAACGUUAGCAAAUGGACCGGUACUGUCUACAUCUUCUCCCUGGUAGGAGCUUUCCUCAGUGACUCCUACUGGGGAAGAUACAAAACUUGCGCCAUCUUUCAAGUGAUCUUUGUCAUUGGUUUGGCAUCGCUGUCCCUAUCAUCACAACUUUUUCUGAUGAAUCCUAGAGGUUGUGGCAAUCGAACGACUCAAUGUGAGUCCCAUUCGAGCUGGGAGAUUGGGAUAUUCUAUAUCUCCAUCUACUUGAUUGCUCUAGGAAAUGGAGGGUACCAACCGAAUAUUGCUACAUUCGGAGCUGAUCAGUUUGAUGAAGAAGACCCUAAGGAGGGACUUUCAAAGGUGGCCUUUUUCAGCUUCUUCUACCUAGCUCUGAACCUUGGUUCUCUCUUCUCCAACACCGUACUGAGCUACUUUGAGGACCAAGGGAUGUGGGCACUAGGGUUUUGGCUCUCGACUACAUCUGCAUUUGCAGCAUUAAUCUUGUUUCUUGGUGGAACCCCAAAGUACAGGCAUUUCAAGCCAAGUGGCAACCCUCUUUCCAGAUUCUGCCAAGUUAUAGUCGCCGCGGCAAAUAAAUGGAGGGAAGAGAUUCCACCAGGUGAAGAGAACCUAUUUGAAAUGAAUGGAAAGGAGAGUUCCAUGAAUGGUACCAGAAAGAUACUUCACACCCAUGGGUUCAAAUUCCUGGAUAGAGCGGCCUUUAUUACAUCAAAGGAUUUCGAGGACCAGAAGCAGGGUCCUGUUCACAGCCCGUGGCGUCUCUGCCCCAUCUCACAAGUUGAAGAGGUGAAAUGCAUAUUGAGACUACUACCAAUUUGGCUAUGCACCAUAAUUUAUUCAGUUGUCUUUACCCAAAUGGCAUCACUCUUUGUGGAGCAAGGUGCAGCCAUGAAAACUACGAUUUCAAACUUUCAAAUCCCAGCUGCCAGCAUGUCUAGUUUUGACAUCCUCAGUGUAGCAGUUUUCAUCUUCCUUUACCAGCGAGUAUUAAAUCCGCUUGUUAGCAAAAUGAAAAGGAAGGAUACUAAAGGGCUUACCGAGCUUCAGAGGAUGGGAAUUGGAUUAGUCAUAGCAGUAAUGGCAAUGUUUUCAGCUGGAAUCGUGGAGUGCUACAGACUCAAGUAUGCUCGAAAAGAUUGCUUACAUUGUGAAGGCUCAAGCUCGCUGAGCAUAUUCUGGCAAGUCCCUCAGUAUGCUUUCAUAGGAGCUUCUGAAGUUUUCAUGUAUGUUGGACAACUGGAGUUCUUCAAUGCACAGGCACCGGAUGGGUUGAAGAGCUUUGGAAGCGCUCUCUGCAUGACAUCGAUUUCACUGGGGAACUAUGUGAGUAGCUUGCUCGUGAGCAUUGUAAUGAAAAUUUCAACCACAGACAACAUGCCAGGAUGGAUACCGAAAAAUCUAAACAAGGGUCACCUAGAUAGGUUCUACUUCCUCUUAGCUGGUUUGACAACUAUAGAUUUAGUGGUGCACAUCGCGUGUGCCAAGUGGUAUAAGAGUAUCAAGCUUGAAGGAAAGUACGACGAAAAUAGUGGGAAAAAUGGCAUUGGAGUUUGACGUAUAUGACCAAACAUGGAUAUGGUCAUGUUAAGAGCUUGUGAGGCCAGAAUAUACAAGUGCUACGAGGUUGCUCCUGUUCUGCAUAUACUCUGUUCAAAUCUCUUGCAUCCCUUUUUCAACAGUGCCACAAAGCAGUUAGUCCAUCAAAGGUUGUCCAGGCGAUGGGUUCUCAUUUUCGGUUCUUUUGCAACCUUAUUAUUGUUUGAUGGGUAUAGAAUAAACAUGUGAAUGAUGGGGUUUGGAGUUGAACGUGAAUGAUUGGAUCUCUUGUAACCGAUGACACAUCUAUGAAUAGUUCGAGCUACUCUCUUGCACGCU
Messenger RNA from Cornus florida, 2253 nucleotides. RefSeq names its product protein NRT1/ PTR FAMILY 7.3. Lineage: Eukaryota; Viridiplantae; Streptophyta; Magnoliopsida; Cornales; Cornaceae. Bases 130 to 1932 code for a protein of 600 amino acids. The transcript has 5 exons. Gene Ontology annotation, biological process: transmembrane transport. The record is from RefSeq and is a predicted model, not a curated record. Gene Ontology annotation, molecular function: transmembrane transporter activity. Gene Ontology annotation, cellular component: membrane.